Molecule: messenger RNA, 1110 nt
Organism: Pelecanus crispus (Dalmatian pelican)
Lineage: Eukaryota; Metazoa; Chordata; Aves; Pelecaniformes; Pelecanidae
Gene: ADPRH
Product: ADP-ribosylarginine hydrolase
Biological process (GO): protein de-ADP-ribosylation
Molecular function (GO): ADP-ribosylarginine-[protein] hydrolase activity; magnesium ion binding
Source: RefSeq, a predicted model, not a curated record
GGGCAAAAAUUGUGUCCUGAGACGAUGGAAAACUAUGUGGCGGCGAUGGUGCUGAGCGCAGUUGGUGACACGCUGGGCUAUUACAAUGGGAAAUGGGAGUUCCUGCAGAGUGGCCCAGCCAUCCACAAGGAGCUGGCAGAGAUGGGGGGACUCGGCAACCUCAGCAUCCAAGGUUGGAAGGUCAGCGAUGACACAGUGAUGCACUUGGCCACAGCCGAAGCCCUGGUAGCUGCUGGGAAAAACCAAAGUUUAAAGCAUCUCUAUUCCCUGAUUGCAAAGAACUACAGGGAGUGCAUGAAUGACAUGAUGGGCAGAGCUCCAGGUGCCACAUGUCAGGAAAACGCGCUGAAGCUGAAUCCAUCGCAGCCGAACGGCUGGAGGAUCCCCUUCAGCCCCAGGGCGGCAGGCUGCGGGGCUGCCAUGCGCUCCAUGUGCAUUGGGCUGCGUUUCUGCCACCCUGCUGAGCUGGAAACCCUGGUCCAAGUCAGCAUUGAGAGUGGCCGAAUGACCCACCACCACCCCACCGGCUACCUGGGGUCCCUGGCUUCGGCCCUUUUCACGGCUUUCGCGGUGAACGGUGUGCCCCCCCUGGCCUGGGGGAAGAAGCUGCUGGAGGUGCUGCCGCAGGCAAAAGCCUACGUGCAGGACACCGGCUUCUUCGUGAAGGAGAACAUGGGGCAAUGGCGUUACUUUGAAGAGCAAUGGGAAAAAUAUCUGGUGGAGAGAGGCAUAUCAGACGGGGUCUCGCUGCCCACCUUCCCCCCCAAGUACGGCGUGGAAGAGAGAGACUCGUUCUACACCUCGCUCAGCUACAGUGGCUGGGGGGGCAGCAGUGGGCACGCUUACGACGCACUGCUGGGCGCGGGGGACUCCUGGACAGAGCUGGCUCACCGCGCUUUCUUCCACGGGGGUGACAGCGACUCCACCGCCACUAUUGCGGCCUGCUGGUGGGGGGCCAUGUAUGGUUUCCGGGGGGUCAGCGCCUCCCUCUACGCCCACCUGGAGUACAGGGACCGCCUGGAGCAGGUGGCCAAGGACUUGUACCGCAUCGCCGAGGCGGCGGGCGGCAGGGCCCCCCGGGGGCACGCUUACCCCGCCUGCCGCCCCUAG